AUGCUGUUAUGCGAUCAGUGCAACCGCGGACACCACACCUACUGCCUCCAGCCGGCGCUCGAGUCGAUACCGGCCGGCGAGUGGUUGUGUCCCGAGUGUUGUCCCAAAUUCAAACCGCAGACCCCCAAGAAGGGUAAGCACGUGGUGGUUGUCAGUGACGAUAGCGAUGGCGAAGAUACUCGAGACUCGGAUGACGAUAAUGACGAGCAAUCGGUGCUGACGUCCAGUACGGAGUCGAAAGGGUGCGAGACUUGUGUGGAGUGCGGCCGACAGGACUCGGAGGUACAGCUGUCGUGCGCUAAGUGUCGAGACUAUUACCACACGGAGUGCGCGCCGCACGUGAAGAGGAUCACCAGAAGUGAGUGGUUUUGUGGCAACUGUUCCGUCGGCGGCGGCCAGUCGUCCGAUCGAAAGCGAAAGGGAGUGGCACUCGAUUUGGACGAUAGCGACGGCUCUACCGGUGACGAGUCGGACCCAAAGCCCGCCAAAAGGGGUCGUCCGCCCGGCAAGAGUACCAAACAGAGCACGAAGGCCUACGCCACGGACGAGGAGUAUGUGUUGCCGUCGGAAAGGAGUCGCCGUUCCAGAGAUAGUAAUAGGAGAAGCGGUCAGAAGUCUGACGUGGAAAUGGAUGAAGUAAUACCUCAGGAGACCACUAGUUCUCGGCGUAAGACUAAGAGUCCGGUCAGCGGCGGCACCGGGCGUUCGGACCUGCAGUUGGAUUAUAGACUGUGCCAAACGGUCCUCAAGAAGCUCCAGAAGCAUUCGGACGGUUGGCUUUUCAGGAGUCGACCGCACGCUGCGCCGAAGUAUAGCAAAGUAGUGAAACAAUACGUGGAUUUGGGACGACUCGUAACGAAUCUAAAUGAGGGAAAGUAUGCCACGAAUAUAGAGUUCUUCCGCGACGUCUUACUGAUAAUAAAUAACGCCAUUUUCUCCAAUAACUGCGAUUCCCACGAGUAUAAGGCCUGCCAGUCGUUGUCCGUAUAUUUCGAGGAACUGGUCGGCGAGUGUGACAUCAAUAUGAGACAACUGUCCGUCAGAGCCAAGCGCUGCUGAUCGUAGUUUUACCGGUAAUACGGGUGUUGUUAACCACCAGUUUUUGUUAAGCCAAUAGUACGGCUAAUAAAUCGAUACUAAACUCCAUUUUAAUGCAUGUUUUUAAAUGAAAAGGUGUUUUCGGUGUUAAGACUUUUGAAUCUUAAGAAAUCGUUUAUUUUUUAGUAAAAAUACGAAUCCAUUUAAUAACUCAUUAUUAUAUUUCUCUCUCACUCUAUAUCCCUUUCCCCUCUAUAUCGACUCGCGGAAUGGCAUGUAUUUAUAGUUAACGUUAUAUUACAUUACAAAACACUUUAUUAGCCUUUAAUUAAUGUUAUAAUACUUAUACAUAUGAAAAGAGCUGUUAAAUAGUUAUUUGAAAUCUAUUUUUUUGGUCUCAUUAUUAUUAUUAUAUGAAUGCAUUUUUCAAUCAUUUACUGUAAAAUUAAAAACCCAUUUGUCGCUGAAAUGAUACGCAAACACAACAACAAAAUGUCACAAA
Molecule: messenger RNA, 1540 nt
Organism: Oppiella nova
Lineage: Eukaryota; Metazoa; Arthropoda; Arachnida; Sarcoptiformes; Oppiidae
Source: the annotation of a GenBank genome assembly